Messenger RNA from Morone saxatilis (striped sea-bass), 1913 nucleotides. RefSeq names its product protein mono-ADP-ribosyltransferase PARP11-like. NCBI's taxonomy places the organism in Eukaryota, Metazoa, Chordata, Actinopteri, Moronidae. The transcript is spliced from 8 exons. The coding region runs from base 106 to 1155 and encodes 349 amino acids. Gene Ontology annotation, molecular function: NAD+ poly-ADP-ribosyltransferase activity. The record is from RefSeq and is a predicted model, not a curated record.
AAUAAAAGUAAACAACGCACAGGAAGACGAGAAUGUUAUGUAGCGUUAUUAGUCAUCCACUCUCCCUCCGAGCCCGUGACUCCGGCGGGGAUUUAUUCCUAAUGAAUGAAGGAUUUAUAUCCCGAUAAGGACAGGGAGCCAGUUAGAGACAGGCUGAGAACCGAUUUAGCCAUGUUAGCCAUCAGGUCGUCCGAGGAGGAGUCCACUGAGAUGGAGGAGAUGGACACCUCAGAGCCCAACUGGUGCUGGUUCUACUUGGCUGAGUGUGGAGUGUGGCACAUGUUCGAGAUUGAUCCCAGUGCAGCCUGCUCUGUGACGAGUGCUCAGAUUGAGCAGUGCUACAACAGAAACCAGCGAGGUGUUAUGGAAUUCUACACAGCGAAGUACACCUACAGACUGGACUUCUCAGUCAUGCGGCAGAUAAAUGUCACGACGGGGAAGCAGCGGCCAAUCAAACGCUCCCUCCACUCUGCAACGGGCUUCAGGUUUAUUUGUGAUAAUCUUGCCUUGCCUGUUCCGUGUCAUUGGGAGAGAAUCAACACAGAUGAGCCCUAUCAGCUCAUCCAGCUCGGAAGAGACACCUAUGAGUUUAAAGAAGUCGCCAGACUGUAUGAAAGGACUAUGGAUCACCCAAUCAAAUCCAUCCAGAGGAUUCAGAACCUGGACUUAUGGGAAUUCUUCUGCAGGAAGAAAACACAGUUGCGAAAAGUCAAGCGCACAUUGGAUAUUGAGGAACGAAUGCUGUUUCACGGCACAGGACACAGCAACAUACAAGCUAUAUGUACAUUUAACUUUGACUGGCGGCUGACAGGAAGCCAUGGCGAUGUCUAUGGCAAAGGGAGCUACUUUGCCCGGGAUGCCAAAUACUCCAGUAAAUUCUGUCACACCACAGGGAAGCACAACACCACCCUGCAGAGACACGGACUCGCCCCACCAAUAUUUGCUAGCGAGCCUCCCUACAAGACCAUGUUCCUGGCCAGAGUGCUCGUUGGAGAGUACACUGUCGGACACCCCAUGUACUGCAGACCGCCCUCCAAGGACGCCAGCUUCACCAACUUUUAUGACAGCUGUGUGGACGAUAUGGCCAAUCCAAAGAUUUAUGUCAUUUUUGACAGUAAUCAGAUUUACCCAGAGUAUCUGAUCGAGUUCUACUGAAGCCUGAAACGGAGAUAUGUACUUUUUUUUUAAUAGAGGCUGGAUCUCAAAAAUGGAAACAUUUUGGAUACAGAAUCAGAUGACGGACGAAAUGGAAAACGCUUAAGGGACAAUUGCUUUUUCUUUCAGUCAGAUCCAGUGCCUAACUGGGGCAUGAGAUAUCUAAAGUGCCUUUGGGGAAAUCGGAAAACAAAGAAGACAGUAAAGGCUUUGUGUACACUUUGUAUACUGUACAGUAUAUUCUAAGAUGGGCUGUCUCUCUCACGUUAAAAAAAAAAAAAAAGGAUGAAAAUAAUGACUAAAGACCAGUCUUUGUGGUAAUUUUGUAUUAAUUGCAGAUUCUGUGCUUGCUUGUUCAAUAUCUGUGCACAGUUGUUUAAAAUAAGAGUGGCACUUGCAGCCUGUAGGUUAUAUAGGUGAUGUCCCGCCAUCGGCAACAGCCCUUCCUUCACAUCCACAGUGCCACGCAUGAGCUUAUUUACAAGUCAUGUUGUCAUGAAUCCAAAUAACGAAGCCAAAAACCACAACACGUUCCUGCUCACUCAUAUAGCACCGUGAUCCAUCAGUCAGUGAACAUCCACAUCUGUGUGUACCUAGUACGAUGUAUUACGUAGGCAUGGGUUUUGGUUUUGUUUUUAUUCAAAAAACGCUUCUACCUCUACAUUUUUUUUGAACCAUGCAUCAGUGCACUUUCCCCCCUUUCCAUGAAAGGUUUUGUAUUUGUGUCACAAUGACAUAAAGUUGUGAUGUCAUGUUCA